UCAGCUGUAUCAGAAGGUGCAAAACUCAUAUGAAGUUCUAUUAAGGAUCAUGAAGUCUUCAUUUUUUGUGAGGGGGCGGGGGUAUACAACAAUUUUAACAGAUGAAACUGCAACUGAAUAACACGGGGAUGCUGGUGAACUUGCACCAUCUUCCAACACGCACACACACUCGGGAGGUCAGUGGUUUCUCAGGCAGUGUUAUUCAGGCCCGAAGGCGUGGGAAUAUAGCAUGUAGGCAGAGCCGAUGACGGAAGGAGCAGAGUUCGUAAGCGCCCCAUUCAUUUAGAAGAGAAAGGAUGGCAGUUAUUGUCACUGCUGCCACGGUGUGCUCAGGGGAGCGUUAAUAAACAGGAACAUACGCCUUAUAUCCAGGAGCAGCAGCCGGGGACAGUGUCAGGCAUCGCAAUCAAAACUGAAACGUCUCCGGGAAGGACUAAGGAUACAUGACCAUCUCAAGGGAGCACUUGAUGAAAUCGACAUUUUACACAUAUUGUUAUGGCAUAUUGUAACCAGUCCCUGGCUGAAUGAGUGGAAGUAUAGUCUGCAGCAAGAAUAAAAUGUUUCUUACUGGAUUAAUUGAAUGAAAGAAACAAGAACUGCCCUGACAGUAUAUUAUUCUGACCCUCUUCCAUGAAAGGUGUAUUAAAUACAAAGAAGCAGAUUAAUCUGAUUUAAGUGCUACUUGGCUUCAGAUCAGCUUUGUACAUUUAAAGUUUACACCAGGCCUCCAGCAACUGUUUUGAAGGACAUUUAUCAGGUUUCCAAUGAUGUGUGAGAAUGGAACGAUAACCAAUGAGCUAACCAGCUGCACAGCACAAUAUUACCAGGAAACUUCUGAUUCCUACUAUCAUGUAGAUCGCUGGCAGAAACUUCGAACUGCUGUUAGGAAACUAGAAUUCUGGGAAAAUUUUAACACUGAGCUAAUAGGCACUGGAUUUUUCUCCAGAGUGUACAAGGUGACACACACCACUACUAACAAAGUGAUGGUCGUGAAAAUUUACAAGAAUGAUGUUGACCAGGAUGUAAUAGUAAGAGAGAUCAGUUUACUGCAGAAGCUUUCACACCCAAAUAUUGUCAGAUAUCUUGGAAUAUGUGUAAAGGAAGACAAACUCUACCCAAUUUUAGAGUAUGUUAAUGGUGGUUGCCUGGAAGAACUACUGGCUAGUAAAGACAUGUCACUCAGCUGGAAAGAGAAGACAAUUCUUGCCUCAGAUAUCACACGUGGAAUGGUUUAUCUGCACUCAAAGAACAUUUACCAUCGUGACCUAAACUCCAAGAACUGCUUAAUCCGUGUCAGCCCAAGGGGUAGGGAAGCAUUGGUCACUGAUUUUGGAUUGGCCAGAGAAGUUGUGGAGCUGCCAGUGAACGACCCUGAACGGAAGUUAUCCCUGGUGGGAUCUGCUUUCUGGAUGGCCCCAGAAAUGCUUCGAGGGGAGCCAUAUGACAGAAAGGUGGAUGUUUUCUCUUUUGGAAUAGUCCUUUGUGAAAUAUUGGGAAGAAUUCCAGCUGACCCAGAAAUUCUACCCAGGACCCGGGAUUAUGGCCUUGAUGUGACAGCAUUUCGAGACUUGGUCGGAGAGUGUCCCAAAAAGAUUCUAGACCUAGCUGCUAGCUGCUGUCGGGUGGAGGCAUUCAAACGACCAUCUUUUACAGAGCUCUUGGACGAGCUGGAGGACAUAGCAGACAUGCUGGAAUCGAAUAAAGAAAGUGAACUCACUGGGUAAAUCUGGACAUUCCUUUCUCCUUAUGUGACAUCUGUAUUUGUCCCAGAGAUAACAUUUCUGUACAUAGCCAGAUAUGCAAAUUUUAAAGAAGAACAGCUUCGGUUUCCCUUUCAACUUCAUAAAAUAAUGCUAUCUGGGAUAACCAUUUUAACUUAACAAGAAGACUGCGCCAAAGUAAACAUCUUCAGGUUCUAUUAUGGAGUUUUUUUCCCCUUAAAAAUACUACCUGGAUUACAAAUGACAGACUUUUAAUGUGCCUUGUGCAGAAUUUAUGUAACAAAAUAGCUCAGUGCAGAAAUCAUUCCAUGAUCGGGGACAAGCACAGCAAUUGCCAACAAGUCAGGGAAAUGCUGCUGCCUAAACUAGAGGUUUUACAUGAUGAAGCUGAACAGAUGUUUGUGAGAUAGCUGCUGUCAUGUCUUCAACAGGAUUUGGUAUUGCUGUACUGCCCUUCCUAUUCCUUACGGUUUAUUUCAAUUUUUUCUAGUUGUUAUUUAUAUUGUUUGCACCUAAUAAAAGUUUUAGCUUGUAACAUUUGCAAUUUAAGUUACUUUCUUACAUUUUGUAAAAUUGUCUUAAAAGAUUUCCUACUUUCUUGUGUUUUACUCAUCUUGGAAGUAUUGUUGUGACCCUAUCUGACCUAUCGCUACACGUCAUAUAGUGAAGUUUGCUUUGCCCUUCUCUUUGCUUUCAUUUCUGAUUUGGCACAGCACUGCAGAAGCUGAGUUGAAUUUCAUAACUGGUAUGUACUUCAUAACUGUUUAUUACUUUUUUUCUUCAUUCGUUUGUCAUUGGCCAAGAUGCCAGGCAGUCCAUCAUUAAACAUUUAAAAUGGUAA
Molecule: messenger RNA, 2562 nt
Organism: Protopterus annectens (West African lungfish)
Lineage: Eukaryota; Metazoa; Chordata; Ceratodontiformes; Protopteridae
Product: dual specificity testis-specific protein kinase 1-like
Exons: 12
Coding region: 765-1724 (319 amino acids)
Biological process (GO): protein phosphorylation; actin cytoskeleton organization
Cellular component (GO): cytoplasm; nucleus
Molecular function (GO): ATP binding; protein serine/threonine kinase activity
Source: RefSeq, a predicted model, not a curated record